This is a messenger RNA of Diachasma alloeum, 1926 nucleotides long. Its product is annotated as delta(3,5)-Delta(2,4)-dienoyl-CoA isomerase, mitochondrial. The record is from RefSeq and is a predicted model, not a curated record. Gene Ontology annotation, cellular component: mitochondrion. The transcript is spliced from 6 exons. Lineage: Eukaryota; Metazoa; Arthropoda; Insecta; Hymenoptera; Braconidae. Gene Ontology annotation, molecular function: delta(3,5)-delta(2,4)-dienoyl-CoA isomerase activity. The coding region runs from base 315 to 1229 and encodes 304 amino acids.
UUGCCAAAGCAUUCAACAAAGAUAGUCAGAUGUAUGACGUUUUUGUCUGAUCCAUUGAAAAGUUGGUGACCAGCUGGUGCCAUUAGUUCGCGAAUUGGCCGGAAAACUCUCCAAUUUCAACAGCUAGAUUACAAUUUGGCAAUUUUGCCGAAAGAAUCACAGUGAACUCUCUGUCCUAAACAGCUGUAGCCAUCAAACUUCACAUAAUAACUGGAUUCUGCUUCAUCAUUAGAAGUUGAAUAUUAUCUCAAAAAAUUAUUUUUUUCGAACAAGAAAUCGUGCAUAAUAAGAAUUUCGAAAAUUACGAGGGUAAAAUGUAUCCAUCCAUUGGAAUCGGCAGAUCGCUCUUAAAAGUCAUUAAACCUCUUCAGAAUUUUAGAAAUAUUUCCGCAAUGUCUUCCUUCAAUUUUGAUACUAUAUCGGUAUCGAGUCCCAAUGAGUUUGUGUACAAAGUUCAACUCAACAGACCGAAUAAAAUGAAUGCAUUGAAUAAUGCGAUGUGGAUGGAAAUCGGCGAAUGUUUCAAAAUGCUCGAUGAUUCCGACGAUUGUCGAGUGGUCAUGCUCACAGGAGCGGGCAAGGCAUUCUGCGCAGGACUAGAUGUGCAAGAAGCUAUAAUUUUAGGACAAGAAGUCGCACAACAUGAAGAUGUUGCGCGCAAGGCUAGACUACUGGAGAAGCGAAUAAAACUCUACCAAGAUGCAUUAUUUUCAAUCGAAAAAUGUCGGAAGCCGGUGAUUGCUGCAAUACAUGGCCUUUGCAUAGGUGGUGGCUUCAACAUGGUCUGCGGUGCUGACAUUCGGUAUUGUUCGACCAAUGCUUGGUUCACCCUGAAAGAAGUCGAUUUGGGAAUGGCAGCCGAUGUCGGCGCGUUGCAGUGGUUCCCCAAGAACAUUGGUUCCUCUAGUUUAGUCAGGGAAAUUGCUUUCACCGGCCGGAAAAUGCAGGCUGACGAGGCAUUACAGUGUGGCUUCGUCAGUAGGCUAUUCCAGGAUGACGAGAGUUUAUGGACAGAGACCCUCAAGCUUGCGGAAGAGAUCUCCCAGAAAAGUCCAGUUGCAGUGCAGAAUACCAAGAAAACAUUAGUUUACUCAAGUGAUCACACUGUUCAAGAGGGCCUCGAUUACGUUAGAAAUUUGAAUCAAGCGAUGCUGCAGAGUGAGGACUUCGUGAAGGCUGCUGUCGCGAUAGCCAGCAAAGGGGAACGUCCGUCGUUUUCCAAAUUGUAAAUGGUAUCGAGGGAACAGGGGUAUAUUUUCUCGCGAACUGAAAUGGAUCGAAAACUGUGCAAUAUCUAAUUCUUUAUACAUUUGAUAAUCUUUUUAUACAAACACCUACGAAAAAAUUCAAUAGAAAAUCCUAGGGGUGCCUUUAAGAAAUUCAAUUGAAGUUCUGUCGUAAUUCUAUUGAAAAAUUCUAUUUUUUUUUGGACAACUUUUAUUGAAGAUUGCAAUUUUACCCUGUCAUUUUGUUUAAGGGAUAUUUGAUAGAAAAAAGUCAAUAGAAUAUGAUUUUUCUACAGAAAUUCUUGACUACAAAUUCUCGAAGAAUUUUCCGUAGUAUUUUUAUUUGUUUCUCAUAAUAAAAAUUAAGAAAAAAACUUGGAAAAUUCUUGUUCAAGUGUUCCCAUAGAAAUAAUCCGAAUAGACUGAGUUAUAUGGAAUAAUCAACAUUUAUAUACUUUUUCUACGAACAAACAUCUAUUGUAAAAGGCACAUAAAAGUUACAUAACUUUCAAUAAAUUAGUGCAAAAACAAAUAGAGUUUUUUAAUAGGACUCCGAUAGAGUUUCUUAUAGAAAGCGCAAGGACUUUCUAUCAAAUUUUUACGUCCAUGAAAUAAUAAUACUAUCAUAUCUACCUUAUAUUUUUUUAUACUUGGAAAACUAUCAAUUAAACUUUGGAGGAUAUUUUCCUAAUCACAUCAA